UUCCCCCGUCCUAAUAAAAAAGUUUCCUUUUUAUCUUGUUUUUAACUACAACGGCAGGGACCUUCUGACUAAUGUCAUGUUCCUUGGAAAGAUUUAGGAACCGUGAUUCUAUGAGAGGGGCUUAUGAAACCAGAAUCGGCCUCGAGAGGCUCUUCAUUGAGUUGGGAAACGCUCCCGGGCGGGUACCCAGGUGCCCCGCGCAGCGGCGGAGGGUCAGAGCCCGGGGUGUGAGCCCCCCAGGCGGUGCUGUCGGACGUGGGGAGAACACGGGGAGCCGACCAGUUCCAAGGGCUCCCGGCACCCAGGAAGGAGGCCGCACGGGUUUCUGGAGGAGAAGCCCACUCAGCCCGGAUCAGGACGUCAGAACUGCAGGAUCCUGGCUCUGCUGAGACCCUGAGAAACCAUGAGUGUGAGGUUGCCCCAGAGCAUAGACAGGUUAAGUACCCUGUCUUUGGGAGAUCCAGCGCCUGAACGCAGGUCCCCUUCCCACCUCCGCCAGCCCUCUGACACCUCUGAGACAGCAGGUCUUGUUCAGCGCUGUGUCAUCAUCCAAAAGGACCAGCAUGGCUUUGGCUUCACGGUCAGCGGGGAUCGCAUCGUUCUGGUGCAGUCUGUGCGGCCUGGAGGGGCAGCCAUGAGAGCUGGUGUCAAAGAGGGAGACCGGAUCAUCAAAGUGAAUGGCACUAUGGUGACCAACAGCUCACACCUGGAGGUAGUGAAGCUUAUCAAAUCUGGCGCCUACGUUGCACUGACCCUCCUGGGCUCUUCCCCCUUGUCCGUCGGUGUCUCUGGGCUGCAGCAGGACCCUGCCCCAGCCGGAGCCCCCCGAGUCACCCCUGUGGUCCCACCACCUCCGCCGCCGCCACCUCUGCCCCCCCCACAGCGCAUCACGGGGCCCAGACCUCUGCAGGAUCCUGAAUUCCAGAAACAUGCCACCCAGAUCCUUCGGAAUAUGCUGAGGCAGGAGGAAAAGGAGUUACAGCGUAUCUGUGAGGUGUACAGCCGGAACCCUGCCAGCCCACUUGAGGAGCAGAUCGAAGGUGCCCGGAGGCGCGUCACGCAGUUACAGCUGAAGAUUCAGCAGGAGAUGGGUGGCUUCGUGGACAUACCCACCCUAUACAGUGACACCAGCCAGAGAGCAUCAGAAGGCCGACUCUCUCUGGAUUCCCAGGAGGGGGACAGUAGCUUGGACUCUGGGACGGAACGCCUCCCUUCCCUCAGUGAGGCACUGAUGAAUCGGAACUCGGCACUGUCGGACCCUGGGCUGGACAGUCCCCGAACCUCGCCUGUCAUCAUGGCCAGGGUGGCCCAGCACCACCGGCGGCAGGGCUCGGAUGCACCAGGGCCCAGCACCAGUGAGCGGGGCACAGACCAGAGCCCAAAGCCUUUAAUCAUUGGCCCAGAGGAAGACUACGACCCGGGUUAUUUCAACAACGAGAGCGACAUCGUGUUCCAAGACCUUGAGAAGCUGAAGGCACGGCCAGCUCACCUGGGUGUUUUCCUGCGCUAUAUCUUCUCUCAGGCAGACCCCAGUCCGCUGCUUUUUUACUUGUGCGCAGAGGUUUAUCAGCAGACAAACCCCAAGGAUUCCCGAGGCUUAGGAAAAGACAUCUGGAAUAUUUUCCUGGAGAAGAAUGCGCCACUGAGAGUAAAGGUCCCAGAGAUGUUGCAAGCUGAAAUUGACUUGCGUCUACGCGGCAGUGAGGACAUUCGCGCUGCCCUCCAUGAAGCCCAGGAGGCGGCCAUGCCUGAGAUCCAGGAGCAGAUCCAGGACUACAGAACAAAGCGCACCCUGGGGCUGGGCAGUCUGUACGGUGAGAACGACCUGCUGGACCUGGACGGGGACCCUCUCCGAGAACGCCACGUGGCUGAGAAGCAGCUGGCUGCGCUGGGAGACAUACUGUCCAAGUAUGAGGAGGACAGAAGCGCCCCCAUGGACUUCGCCCUCAAUACCUACAUGAACCAUGCCGGGCUCCGUGUCCGAGACGCGCGGUCUUCCAGCCUGGCUGAAAAGGCCCAGGCUGCACCUGACAAGGACAAGUGGCUGCCCUUCUUCCCAAAGACCAAGAAGCAGAGUAGCAACUCCAAAAAAGACAAGGAUGCCUUGGAGGACAAGAGGCGGAACCCCAUCCUCAAGUACAUUGGGAAGCCCAAAAGCUCGUCGCAGAGCACAUUUCAUAUUCCCUUGUCCCCUGUGGAAGUCAAACCAGGCAACGUGAGGAACAUCAUUCAGCACUUUGAGAACAACCAGCCAUAUGAUGCCCCAGAGCCUGGGACGCAGCGGCUCUCCACAGGAAGUUUUCCUGAGGACCUGCUGGAAAGUGACAGCUCCCGCUCAGAGAUUCGCUUGGGUCGUUCCGAGAGCUUGAAGGGUCGGGAGGAGAUGAAGCGGUCUCGGAAGGCAGAGAAUGUGCCCCGCUCUCGCAGCGACGUGGACAUGGAUGCAGCUGCAGAGGCGGCCCGCCUCCAUCAGUCCGCCUCCUCCUCUGCCUCCAGCCUCUCCACCAGGUCUCUGGAGAACCCAACCCCUCCCUUCACCCCCAAAAUGGGCCGCAGGAGCAUUGAGUCCCCCAGCCUGGGCUUCUGCACUGACGCCCUCCUCCCUCACCUCCUGGAGGAUGACUUGGGUCAGCUGUCUGACCUAGAGCCCGAGCCUGACACCCAGAACUGGCAGCACACGGUGGGCAAGGACGUGGUGGCCGGCCUGAGCCAGAGGGAGAUCGACCGGCAGGAGGUCAUCAACGAGCUGUUUGUGACAGAGGCCUCCCAUCUGCGCACGCUCCGGGUACUGGACCUUAUCUUCUACCAGCGGAUGAAGAAGGAGAACCUGAUGCCUCGGGAGGAGCUGGCCCGGCUCUUCCCCAACCUGCCCGAGCUCAUAGAGAUCCACAAUUCCUGGUGUGAGGCCAUGAGGAAGCUCCGAGAGGAGGGCCCUAUUAUUAGAGAGAUCGGCGACCUCAUGCUGGCUCGGUUUGAUGGCCCCGCCCGGGAGGAGCUCCAGCAGGUGGCCGCCCAGUUCUGCUCCUACCAGUCCAUAGCCCUGGGACUCAUCAAGACCAAGCAGCGCAAGGAGAGCCGCUUUCAGCUGUUCAUGCAGUCUGUGCCCCUCGCCCAGGAGGCUGAGAGCCACCCUCAGUGCCGGCGGCUGCAGCUCAGAGACCUCAUCAUCUCGGAGAUGCAGCGGCUCACCAAGUAUCCCCUGCUGCUGGAGAGCGUCCUCAAGCACACGGAGGGUGGUACCUCUGAGCAUGAGAAGCUCUGCCGGGCUCGGGAUCAGUGCCGGGAAAUUCUCAAGUACGUGAAUGAAGCAGUGAAGCAGACAGAGAACCGGCACCGGCUAGAAGGCUACCAGAAACGCCUGGACACCACCUCCCUAGAGAGGGCCAGCAACCCCUUGGCGGCAGAGUUCAAGAGCUUGGAUCUUACAGCUAGAAGGAUGGUCCAUGAGGGGCCCCUGACCUGGAGGAUCAGCAAGGAUAAGAGCUUGGACCUCCACGUGCUGCUGCUGGAGGACCUCCUGGUGCUGCUGCAGAAGCAGGAUGAGAAACUGAUGCUCAAGUGCCACAGCAAGACAGCUGCGGGCACCUCGGACAACAAGCAGACCUUCAGCCCGGUACUCAAGCUCAAUGCUGUGCUCAUCCGCUCCGUGGCCACAGAUAAACGGGCCUUUUUCAUCAUCUGCACAUCAGAGCUGGGCCCCCCCCAGAUCUAUGAGCUGGUGGCACUGACAUCGUCAGACAAGAACACAUGGAUGGAGCUCUUGGAGGAGGCCGUGCGGAACGCCACCCGGCGCCCCAUUGCUGCCCCAGUGCUCACCCAUCCCCCACCCCCAGAUGCCCAGGAGCCAGCACACCAGAGCCCCACACCCACCAGGGUAGGUCUGGACAGCUCAGAGGUGUUCCACAGCGAACCAGAAUCCGGGUUGCUGCCUGGAGGCCCUGGGCCCCAGCAGAGGGUCAGGGGGAAGCACCCGGGCCAGCUAGAGGAUCCUGAGCAGGAAGGCAGCAUAGAGGAGGAGCUGGGUGCCCUGCCUCACCCCUCUGCAUCCCUGGAUGUAGAGAGCAGGGGUGGCCGGACACGGGGACCCAUCCUCCUGCCCCUCCCAGGCCCUCUGUUCAUGGAAGGGCUCGCCGACUCAGCCCUGGAAGAUGUGGAGAGACUGCGGCACCUGAUCCUAUGCAGCCUGCUGCCUGGUCACCGCUCCGAAGCACAGCCCACCAGCGAGCCCGAGGAUGACCUGACACCUACACCUUCUCUCGUGAGCAGCGCCUGUCACACCGGGGACCCCAGCUCUCCAGGACGAGCUCCCCAUGGGGGUGAAGGGCCAGAGCAGGAGGACGUGGCUCUCUGUUCUCUGGAACGCCUGCCCCCACGGGCCAGGAAUUCUGGGAUCUGGGAGUCCCCAGAGUUGGACAGGAACCCAGAGGAAGAGGCUUCAGGGACAGAGGCAGCAGGAAGUUACAAAGUUGUGAGAAAAGCUGAGGUGGUGGGCAGCAGGGCUGUCACUGCGCUACCAGAGAGCCAGUCAGGGCCUGAGCCGCCCGAAGUGGAAGGCGGAGCCAAGGCUGCGGGAAACUGCUUUUAUGUCAGCAUGCCAGCAGGACCCCCUGACUCCACCACCGAGCCCUCCCAGCCCAACAGCCUCCCUGUCUGGCAGACAGAACCAGAACCACAGGCCCAGCUUCAGGGAGGCAGUGGAGGCUGCAGGCACCCCAGCCGCUCCCCACCCAGCAUGGCCCUCAGGGACGUGGGCAAUAUCUUCCACACCAUCGAGCAACUCACCGUCAAGCUCAACAGGCUCAAGGACAUGGAGCUUGCCCACAGGGAGCUGCUCAGGUCGCUUGCGGGAGAGUCGUCCAGUGGCACCACACCUGUGGGCAGCUUCCACACCGAGGCGGCGAGAUGGACAGACCGCUCCCUGUCACCUCCAGCCAGGGAACCUCUGGCCUCUGACUCCAGGGACAGCCUUCAGCCAGGGCCAUGCUCUGAGGACGGCUCCAAUACCCCCCUGGAAGAUGGCACAACACACGCAGCCUCAUCCCCGGGACUGUAGCUGUGCAAACCUCCAGAUUGCCUGCAUCAUCCCCACUCCUCCUCUGGGGACCAGCCCAGGGAGGGACACAUGGCAGGGAGACCCCAGGGGAGCCCCGCAUGUCCUUGGUCUGCUCAUGUCUGGGUUGAGUUCCAGUGUCUUCUCCCUCCAGCCGUUCUCCCACCCCCCCACUCCCCCAUCAGGGCCUCUCCUGAGCAUGCGGACUGCAUCUGCAAGGCCCCCAGACACACAGGUGAAAGGAGGAGGCUCUGUGUACAUGCACUUUCUUCCUCCCUCCUUUGUAGGACCCCAGGGCUGAGGUGGGGUACUUCCGCCUCUCCCUUCUUUGUCACUUUGGUUUCCUAUAAAUAUGUAUGUACUGUAUGUGCAUCUUGCUUUGUAAAUAACUUUGACCUGUUUUGUUUCUGUUCCUGGGGGGCCAGAGGCAGUUACAGAAGGGACAGCUCACAUCUCCUAGUUACAGCCCCACCCAGAGUCAGGGCCCCAAGGGGAGACUUGAGAGCCCAGGCCCUGCGGCCUGGGCUCUGAGGAUGCAUCUUCUUCGGGGGAAUCCCUGACCCUACUUCUGUCCACCCCUCCCCAUUCUCUCCCUAGAGGAAACCAGUAUAUCAGGUACGGCCCUAAAAACCAGGCCCCAGGAUGAGAGGCAGGGGGUGUGAAUGCUGGAAUCCCCAUGUUAACCCAGGACCAUCUCCAGGGCCACUGCAGCAUCGGCCCUUUGUCCCAUGCCAGCUCCCCCUAGAAUAUCCACACUGUGCUAGGUGUAUAUAUACAUAUAUAUAUAAAUAUAUAUAUAAUAUAUAAAAUAUAGAGAUGGAAAUGACUGUUUUCCUGUUAAAAUAAUGUAUACUCUUUUUCUCAUGGUUAA
Nyctereutes procyonoides (raccoon dog) is the source of this 5921-nucleotide messenger RNA. It is a transcript of the gene ARHGEF11, whose product is annotated as Rho guanine nucleotide exchange factor 11. The coding region runs from base 404 to 5053 and encodes 1549 amino acids. The record is from RefSeq and is a predicted model, not a curated record. The transcript is spliced from 42 exons. Lineage: Eukaryota; Metazoa; Chordata; Mammalia; Carnivora; Canidae. Gene Ontology annotation, molecular function: guanyl-nucleotide exchange factor activity; G protein-coupled receptor binding. Gene Ontology annotation, cellular component: cytoplasm. Gene Ontology annotation, biological process: G protein-coupled receptor signaling pathway; Rho protein signal transduction.